Molecule: messenger RNA, 4546 nt
Organism: Phascolarctos cinereus (koala)
Lineage: Eukaryota; Metazoa; Chordata; Mammalia; Diprotodontia; Phascolarctidae
Gene: LTBP3
Product: latent transforming growth factor beta binding protein 3
Molecular function (GO): calcium ion binding
Source: RefSeq, a predicted model, not a curated record
CCCUAGUCUGCCUCCGGCCGCCCCCGCUCCAGGCCUUCUGGGGUGCCGCAGGCCCCCCUCCAUCAGGGACAGGAAGACUUGGGACAAGUUUCCUUCCACCCUGGUGCUUCUCACUCUCAUCCCUCCGCCUUCCUUUUCCUUCCUUCCCUCCCUCCCUUUCUCUCGUCCUCUCUCUUCUCUCUCUUCGCUCCUUCCACCACCUCUGCCCUAGCUCCCUGGGGGCCCCUUACCCGGGACCCCAUGCCCUGGGCCUGCAGUGCCCCCCUCCCUCUGCCUCCUGAGAUGCCCCCCUCCGGGCUGUUGGCUCUCUUGCUGCUGGUGGGCCUGGGUGGAGGGGUGCUGGGGGGCCCGGCAGGGGAGCGGGGUGCUGGGGGCGGAGGGGCACUGGCAAGAGAGCGCUUCAAGGUGGUCUUUGCCCCCGUCAUCUGCAAGAGAACUUGUCUGAAGGGUCAGUGCCGAGACAGCUGCCAGCAGGGCAGCAACAUGACCCUCAUCGGCGAGAAUGGACACAGCACUGAUACGCUCACCGGCUCCGGCUUCCGAGUGGUGGUGUGCCCUUUGCCCUGCAUGAACGGGGGCCAGUGUUCAUCUCGAAACCACUGUCUCUGCCCCCCGGACUUCACCGGCCGAUUCUGCCAGGUGCCAGCAGGCAGCGCGGGGGCGGGCUUAGGCCGGGGUGGGGCUCUGAGUGGCCCCCCACCCCCUGCCCCUGAGGGGGAGCCGGUGGCCAGCAAGCAUGCCAUCUAUGCAGUCCAGGUGAUCGCAGACCCCCCUGGUGCAGGGGAGCAGCCCCCGGCCCAGCACGCAGCCUUCCUGGUGCCCCUGGGGCCUGGCCAGAUCUCAGCCGAAGUGCAGGCACCUCCGCCCCUGGUGAAUGUGAGAGUUCACCACCCCCCAGAGGCCUCCGUCCAAGUUCACCGCAUCGAAGGGCUGAGCGCUGAGGGCCCUGCACCCCCCCAGCACCUCCUCCCCCACCCCAAGACCCCCCACCCCCGGCCCCCCACUCAGAAGCCCCUGGGCCGCUGCUUCCAGGACACGCUACCCAAGCAGGCUUGUGGCAGUAACCCACUUCCAGGGCUGACCAAGCAAGAAGAUUGCUGUGGAAGUAUCGGCACAGCUUGGGGUCAGAACAAAUGUCACAAGUGUCCCCAGCUGCAGUACACUGGCGUGCAGAAACCAGGCCCCGUGCGUGGGGAGCUGGGGGGUGACUGCCCCCAAGGUUACAAGAGGCUGAACAGCACCCACUGCCAGGACAUCAACGAGUGUGCUAUGCCAGGCAUGUGCCGUCACGGAGACUGCCUCAACAGCCCAGGCUCCUACAGAUGUGUCUGUCCCCCUGGCCACAGCCUUGGCCCCUCUCGAACCCAGUGUCUGGCUGAGAAGCCAGAGGAGAAAAGUCUCUGUUUCCGCCUGGUCAGCCCUGACCUGCAGUGUCAGCACCCGCUUACCACCCACCUGACCCGCCAGAUGUGCUGCUGCAGCGUGGGCAAGGCCUGGGGAGCCCGCUGCCAACGCUGCCCUGCUGACGGCACUGCUGCUUUCAAAGAGAUUUGCCCAGCUGGAAAAGGUUACCACAUCCUGACCUCCCACCAGACACUCACCAUCCAAGGAGAAAGUGACUUCUCCCUGUUCCUGCACCCAGAUGGGCCCCCCAAAUCCCAGCAGCUCCCAGAGAGCCCCAGCCGGGCCCCGCUGCAGGAGGAGCUGGAGGAGGAUAAAGGGGUGACCACGGACUCCAUGGACUCCGAGGAGCGCUCAGCUCAGCAGGGCCAAUCCCCCGUCACCACGCUGCCGCCGGUGCGCCCCUACCCAGAGCUGAUUUCCCGCCCCACCCCGCCAGCUGUGCACAGAAUCCCUCCCGAUCUGCUCCCAUCAAGGAGCGCCGUGGAGAUCGCUCCAACCCAGGUCACAGAAACUGACGAGUGUCGGGUGAACCGUAACAUCUGCGGCCACGGAGAGUGCGUCCCUGGCCCCUCGGGCUACUCGUGCCAGUGCUAUCCAGGCUACCGGCCCCAUCCGCAGCAGAUGUACUGCGUCGAUGUGAACGAAUGUGAGACUGAGCCCUGCGGAGUCGGGAAGGGCGUCUGCAUGAACACGGGAGGCUCGUACAACUGUCACUGCAACCGGGGCUACCGGCUACAAGUCACCCCGAGCGGCCGCUCCUGCGUGGACCUCAAUGAGUGCGUGAAGCCCCACCUGUGCGGGGACGGCGGCUUCUGCAUCAACUUCCCCGGGAACUACAAGUGCAGCUGCUAUCCAGGCUACCGGACCAAGCCGUCCCGGCAGCCGCUGUGCGAAGACAUCGAUGAGUGCCGGGACCCCAGCUCGUGCCCAGACAGCAAAUGCGAAAACAAACCUGGCAGCUUCAAGUGCAUCGCGUGCCAACCUGGAUACCGGAGUCAAGGGGGCGGGGCCUGUCGGGACAUGGACGAAUGUGCCGAGGGCAACCCCUGCCAGCCAGGCUGGUGCGAGAACCUCCCCGGCUCGUACCGGUGCACGUGCGCCCAGGGCUAUGCGCCGGCCCCAGACGCCCGCAGCUGCCUGGAUGUGGACGAGUGCGAGGCCGGGAACGUGUGCGAGCACGGGGUCUGCACCAACACCCCCGGCUCCUUCCAGUGCCAGUGUCUCACGGGCUACCACCUGUCCCGGGACCGGAGCCGCUGCGAGGACAUUGACGAGUGUGACUUCCCAGCGGCCUGCAUCGGAGGUGACUGCAGCAAUACCAAUGGCUCCUACCGAUGCCUCUGUCCCCCAGGCCAUCGGCUGGUGGGUGGCAGGAAGUGCCAAGACAUCGAUGAGUGUAGCCAGGACCCAGGACUGUGCCUCCCCCACGGAGCCUGUGAGAACGUGCACGGCUCUUACGUGUGUGUCUGUGAUGAGGGCUUCACUCCCACCCAGGACCAGCACGGCUGUGAGGAGGCCGAGCAGCCACACAACAAGAAAGAAUGCUACCUGAACUUCGAUGACACCAUCUUCUGUGACAGCGUCCUGGCCACCAAUGUCACCCAGCAGGAGUGCUGUUGCUCGCUGGGCGCUGGCUGGGGGGACCACUGCGAGAUCUACCCGUGCCCCGUCUACAGCUCAGCUGAAUUUCAUAGUCUCUGUCCAGAUGGGAAAGGUUAUAUCCAAGAGAACAACAUAAUCAGCUAUGGCAUUCCAGCUCAUCGGGACAUCGAUGAGUGUGUGCUCUUUGGAGAGGAGAUCUGCAAGGAAGGCAAGUGUGUCAACACUCAGCCAGGCUAUGAGUGUUACUGCAAGCAAGGCUUCUACUAUGACGGGAACCUGCUGGAGUGCGUGGAUGUCGAUGAGUGUCUGGAUGAAUCCAAGUGCAGGAAUGGCGUGUGUGAGAAUACCCGAGGUGGCUACCGCUGCUCCUGUACCCCUCCCGCGGAGUACAGCCCUGCCCAGCGCCAGUGUCUGAUCCCUGAAGAGACGGAUGUGGAUGAAUGUCAGGAUCCCGGAGCCUGCCAGCAUGGACGCUGCAUUAACCUCCCCGGCUCUUUUCGCUGUGAGUGCCACCUGCCCUGGGUUCCAGGGCCCACUGGACGGGACUGUCAGCUCUUAGAGAGCCCAGCAGACAGGCCCCAGGAGCGGAGGGAUGUGUGCUGGGGCCAGCGAGGGGAAGAUGGCAUGUGUGCGGGGCCCCUGGCUGGCCCUCUCCUGCCUUAUGAGGACUGCUGCUGCCGUCAGGGCCGAGGCUGGGGGGCCCAGUGUCGUCCCUGCCCACCACGGGGGCCAGGACUUCAGUGUCUGAACUCCCAGAGCGAAAGUAACUCUUUUUGGGACGUGAGCCCCCUGUUCCUGAGGAAGCCCCACCGAGAAGAGGACAGCUCCGAGGAGGACUCGGACGAGUGCCGCUGCGUGAGCGGCCGCUGCGUGGCCCGCCCGGGGGGCGCGGUGUGCGAGUGUCCCGGCGGCUUCCAGCUGGACGCGUCCCGCACGCGCUGCGUGGAUAUUGACGAGUGCCGCGAGCUGAACCAGCGGGGGCUGCUGUGCAAGAGCGAGCGCUGCGUCAACACGAGCGGCUCCUUCCGCUGCGCCUGCAAGGCCGGCUUCGUGCGCAUCAGGCCGCACGGGGCGUGCGUGCCCCAGCGCCGCCGCUGAGCCCGGCGCCCGCCCGGCCCGUGUACAGAGCCCUGGAGAGCCGGACGAGGAGCAGCGAGCCGGGGGGAGGGCUGGGAAGGCUUCCCUCCUCGGAAGGGGGCUCCCGUGCGAGCUUCCCCCUCCUUGCUCUCAGAGGGCCGAGGCCGGCUACGAACCGCCUUCGGGGACCCUGCAGCUCUGAGGGACGUGCCAGGGUCCCAAGGGGACGUCAUGCCUGGAGCUGCCCCAGUGGAGGGCUGUUUGACUGUGUGGACACGGCCUGGCUAUAGACUGCCAGCUUGCUGGGGCAGGCACCUGCACCAGGCUCUUAGGAGAUUGUAUCUUAGUAACAGAAGCCGAGACACCUGCUCCCUACCAGUGGGUGUGACUGAUUCUGCCCACCCACCGCGAUGGUUAUGGGAAGCCCGCAGAGAUAAAGUUCGCCUGUUUACUCCUCCUUCAA